This is a messenger RNA of Ornithodoros turicata, 4690 nucleotides long. RefSeq names its product trafficking kinesin-binding protein 2-like (gene milt). Gene Ontology annotation, cellular component: mitochondrion; cytoplasmic vesicle. NCBI's taxonomy places the organism in Eukaryota, Metazoa, Arthropoda, Arachnida, Ixodida, Argasidae. The record is from RefSeq and is a predicted model, not a curated record. Gene Ontology annotation, biological process: vesicle transport along microtubule; mitochondrion distribution; protein targeting. Gene Ontology annotation, molecular function: myosin binding. Bases 443 to 2206 code for a protein of 587 amino acids. The transcript is spliced from 15 exons.
UGCCCUGAGCAGAAACGCUCGUGCAGUGCGCACUCUCACCGCUCCUCUCACUGCGUUGCUUCCCCGUGGUCUAAUAACCUUGCAUAUUGGGGAGGGGACAUUUCAAGGGGUGGGGGCACCUGCCCCUCUUGCCACCAAGCUGGACUCCCCAGAAGGUGGCACCCUACAGGCUCAGGAAGCAGCUACAAAGAAUGCUGAAACCAUCACUGAGCUGAGAAGUGGGUGCAACUCGGAAGUCGAGCUUGUGAGUUUGUUGGAGGAGCAGCUACCUCGAUAUCGGCUGCGUGCUGACACUCUCACUGAAUUCUCGGGUUAUGAGAAUGCUGACUGGUUCAUCAGUACACCUUGCCUAAAGGAUACUGAUACUCUGGUGGACCUUUCGCCGGAGUUGAUUGAAGAAACGUUAAAUUACUUUGUGCUCUCUGGUGAACGUCUGAGCCAAAUGACCCGAACCUACAAUGACUCGGAUGCUUUAACACGGCUGCUAGAAGAGAAAGAGAGGGAUCUCGAGCUUGCUGCCCACAUUGGCAAAAACCUGCUGGAGGAGAAGAAGGAACUGCGACAGCAAGUAGAAGAACUCGAAGCUAGCCUGACCCAGUGCCAGGACUCUGUCACCCAGCUUCGUCAUGAGCUCAGCCUCAAAGCGAGUCUUUUGCAGAUUUAUUCUGCGCAGGAGGACUCUCCUGACGCUACCACUCCAUGUGAUGAAGAAACAGCAUUUGAAGUUCUAAACCGGAAGAUUUCUAUACUGGAACAAGAAAAUACAGAGUUAAAGUGUGAGUCUCAAGCUCGUAUCUCUAGUCUGGAAACAGAGGAGAAAAAGGAAAUUCAGCUCAUCAAUGACUGUAUCAAGCAGCUAUCCAAUGCAGCUAAAGAAUCAUGCAACUUGCAAGAAGAGUUGUCACGAAGGACAGAGGCCAGCUUGCGGCAGCAAGAGGAGAUUUCGAGCCUCAUGUCACACGUGGCAGAAUUGCAAAGAACUGUUAAGGAGCUUCGGAUGGAAGCGGAAGAAUUACGCAGCCAGCUGAAUGGGAGCCACACUGUGCAGGAAGAGAUGGCCAAAGAGCUCUUUGAAGUUCGCAGUCGAUACGCAGAGGUCCUCGAAGCAUUUCAGGAACUGCAGGCCGAGCUGCGCCGGAAGUCCAGCAUGCCGACCAUGAUGGCUACACGCGAACAGGGUACUGCCGUGGGAGGUCGGGGUGGGGAGUCACUUGCACGGGAGCUCAGAGUGUCACUUGGCAGAGGAGAAGGCGACAGUUUCUUUAAUCUGGAGCGUCCACAUAAGCCAAUGUACAGACAUCGUAGGAGGACACACUGGAGUCAGUCUGAAGAGUCCCAGGAUUCAGAUAACAACGAAGACAGCCAAUAUUCGUCAUUGAGUAGUAUAGGCUUCAGCCCACACAAGGACGUAAGACCCCACCUCGGCGAAUUGGGACGUUGCCACACGCCAGACUCGUUCACAUCGGAAGGGUCUUUCCUGUCACGCGGACGGCUCUUCCGCAUCCCAGACAAGCUGCAGUUGGUGAAGCCACUCGAGGGCUCUCAGACAUUGCAACAGUGGCAGCAGUUGGCCAUGCCCGGUCUUGGUGGCAUCUUUAAGAACAUUGAAGGCAUCAGGAUGAAAGGUGCCCAGGAGGCCUCUUUAUCGCUACAAAUGAAAGGCCUAGCACUUGAAACGCUGUUGUCGAGGGAACAAGAGGUGACACAUCCUGCUUGCAAUUUUGGCUCAGUUCAAUGCGUGUUCACUGCCACCACCAGCUCCGGCUGCACCAGCUCUACAAAUGUGACCAGCAGCUGCAAGGGACCACAGUUGGCAACAUCUGUAUUAACUAGGAUAAAUGCGGUACCAAAGAUCGGGCGUGUUGCGGCAGCUCAGGGCUUGGCAGCGAUUUUGCAAGAGGAAGAUAUCCGGGCUAGUCUUCCGAAGGUUGUCCUUGACAGGCAUGGGGCAUCCUCUCCUCCCCCCACUCCCCAUCCCUCACCCACCAACUCUCGUCCAGGCAGCCCCGAGCAUCGCUCAGUGUCCGACCUGAUGCACAAUGUGAAAGGCCGUCUGCUAAGAGCUUUCAGGGCACCUCGUGACCUGCCAUUUACAAAAGAUCAUUCUGCAGCGGGAAGGACAGCAGACCAGAAACGUGCAACGUUUCAGCGUCAGUGCCUCUUCAAGCAUGGCAUCAACAGUGCACAAAGCUUAGGCACCUCUUAGUAGACUUUUGUAACCCCAUGAGGCAACUUCCCUCAUGGGGCGCAGUGCCUGUGGUGUGCCUAUUAGAAGCUUACGUUCCUAGUAGUUGUUGGUGCUUCCCAUGGUACAUGUAGUUGGGGUAGUUCAAACAUUAAAGUUCUUGCCAACAGGUAGUAUUUAUGUGCUAGUUUUGCAAGUGAGAACAACUAAUUUCCACUGUAGUGUAGGUUGUUUAAUGACGAUGACUUGAACGCACGUUAUUAUGUCUUUCCAACGAAGCACUUUUAAGCUGCUGAUGGCUGCCUUUAAGUCGUCGUCCAGCGAUAGACUUCCCGUUUAUAUAUGUUGUUCUCCUCUGCAAGUUUUAUGUGUUCCCAGGUGUUUGACAAGCUCUGGCAUAUCUUCGUUUUAGGUACUGUCAAAAGUUGCAUUUGUUAUUCUAUGACACACGUGAGACGUAGUAUAAGAUAAUAUCUCUGCAGGAGGAAAACUUUAUUACUGUUUGUUACAAGCUUUGCAACAUGUCAGUGUUGUGCACUGUCCUUGGUAUCGCUCCAUGAGCUGUACAGAAUAAGUAUUAUAGGACCAUUACACAGAUACAAGGAUAUGUACGUAUAAAUAUAGGCCCACAUUCAGUUCUGUGCAAUGAAAACAAUACCUAGAUCCAUUGUAGUUCUCCAUAUAUUUCUAGAGCAGAAGAGAGCUUAUCGUUUACAGGUAUACAAGUAUUUUGCAUGUUACAUGUGAUAAAUAUACACGUACCAAAAUAGUUUGUCUCCACUCUGGGCCUCUGUAUGAACUGGAACAUAAUUUGCAUGGCCUUGCUUUGAUGUGUAACUGCUGGCUCCACCCACUGGCCAGAAAAGGAAUACACUUCCUGAUGAUGUUUUCAGAUGUUAAAAUAUCCCAUUUUUGUACAUGCUUACACCUAGAUAUUGGAAAUAGUUUUUGUGGCUGAAUAGAUUUCUUCCUGAAGGUAUCUUAAGACCGCAGCUGGACACAUACAUGCUCAUUUUGAUUCAGUAUUGCUCAUUGACUGUCAUGGAGCAUGCUCUAGUUAUCGAAUGGUAAAUACCACCCCCCAAAAAAUCAAAAACUGCUGUGGUUGUCCACCGCUUCGGGAGCAAGGUCAGGUAAGCAGCAUCCAUUCCAGUUCAUAUCAGGGUGCAGAGUACGUUUUGACCACUAGGCUCCUGCUGUACAAGAAGGUUCAGGUGCCAACAUGGAAAAGAAGUGUAUAAAUCUAUGUGAUUGUUCUGUUCGUGUGGUAUACGCAUUCCCCGUCAGUGCCAGUAUGUUAGGCAUUCUUCAACGUGUUCUGGCCAAUGAGACCACGGUCGAAAUGCAGCUGUGGCCAAAAAUUAAUAAACUUUCAGCCCAAGUAUCAAUGUGCCCAAGGUACAUAAACAGCUAUACAGUCAUAUUUAAUGAUUGCUAGAAUGCCUUUUGUUUGUAUUACCUGGGAGUAGGCAUUCCCUCUAAUGCUGAUUAUAGUUAGCCUUCGUAUGCAACUGUAAAAUGCAUGUGUUGCAGUGCAUCCAAACACUGUGUUAAUGUACUGGUGUGUGUAUUACGCAGAAUAUUUCAUUUGUUCUUGACAUACAGUGCAGUACUUGGUGACAGCUAUGCGCUAAAUAUUUGCGUAAUUGGGCUUCUGUGGUUGUGUUGCCUUGUUGCUUGCUCUGGUGUUAUGUGGCUGCAUUACUAGCUCACCAUUAUAGAGUAUAUUGAGAAUGAAAGACAUUGUUGAGCCAUCUCAAAAUAAGCUCUAGCUACUUAAUGAAAAUGUGAUAAAUUGUUCUUGCAUUACACGUGUGUAACAAGUAGACUAGUACAAAAUUGAGGUGGAGCGGGGGCAGUUAAACAACGUAACAUUUCGAACUAAUGCCCUGUAUCAGAUGAAUGGAAAUGUGACAAAUGGGAGGAUAGUACAUGUCUGUAUACAUGAGCCUCAUGUGAAGAAUCAGAAUUGCAAGAAAAAAAAUACGAAGCUAGCUUGUCGUUCGGGACGUGGGUGUUCAAACAGUAGAUCAGAUAAAUUUGUUUGAACUUGAAAAAUUAUGCUGAGCAAUGAAUGGGGCGGUUCGUUAUAUUCAAACUCAUAUAUUCAAAUUCCAAUAAAUGUGAAUGAUGUUGGCUGGUGUAGUACUUGACUACCAGACACUGAAAGGUCCUCUACAAGGGACUUUCUCUUGCUCACGGUCGUUAUAUGCUGAGUGUGUGUGCACAAACACUUUAGCUAGCCAGCACGCAGCAGAAUGUACAGCUGUCUACACAGGUGAUCAUGUCGUGCAACCCAUUUGUCCAGGAGGUCAUAUUUUUAGUUCUCCCAUACUCUCUCAGCAGUACCCAGAUAUUUUGUUCUUGUUCUCGUGUGUGUGUGUGUACCAUGCAGGUCGAUAGAUAGACUUGUAUUGUGUGUACAAGGCUAGCUAGUCUGAGGACUUUGUUGUCCAAGAAAAUCUUUUAAAGCAUUUCAAGUAAUAAAAUGAGGUGUUGACAUUA